Messenger RNA from Zasmidium cellare ATCC 36951, 1101 nucleotides. RefSeq lists its product as uncharacterized. NCBI's taxonomy places the organism in Eukaryota, Fungi, Ascomycota, Dothideomycetes, Mycosphaerellales, Mycosphaerellaceae. The record is from RefSeq and is a predicted model, not a curated record. Gene Ontology annotation, biological process: purine ribonucleoside monophosphate biosynthetic process; hypoxanthine salvage; adenine catabolic process. Gene Ontology annotation, cellular component: cytosol. The transcript is spliced from 4 exons. Gene Ontology annotation, molecular function: adenine deaminase activity. Bases 1 to 1101 code for a protein of 366 amino acids.
AUGGGCCACUCCAACUCGAAUAUUGAGCCUCUUCUGGCUGGCAGUCCACGGCACGUGAUACACGCCUGCCAAACUCCCUCAUCUCGAGGGUCGUUGUCCUAUACCGACCGCUUGGUCCUUCGACAGGAUCUGCUCCACGAAAAAGAUGCCUUUGUCACCAACAUCCCCAAGGUCGAGCUGCACUUGCAUUUGGAAGGAACCCUCACUGCGGAGCUGCGCUGGAAACUAGGCAAGAAGAACGGCGUCCCUCUGGGCUUGAAGCGCGGCGGUACUUACAAGGAGUUCGAGACACUGGAGCAGCUGAAGAGCUCCUAUGCCCUAAUCCAGCCGCGACCUGGCCACGGCUUUGACCAUGCCGAAGAGCGCUUCACCUUCUUCGAGGCCUACUACACCGGCUUCGAAGUCCUGAUCACGAGCCAGGACUUCUAUGAGUUGGCGAUGAAUUACUUCGAGCGUGCCGCAACCAUGAACGUGCGCUAUUGCGAGCCCUUCUUCGAUCCCCAGGGUCACACAAGGAGAGGCGUAGCGUUCGAACCGGUGAUUGACGGGUUGCGAAGAGCGCAGAUCGAGGCACGGGAGUCGCUCCACGUUGAGUCCAAAUAUGCCAUAUGCUUUCUGCGCGACAUGUCUCAGGAGUCUGCGAUGGAGCAUUACGAGCUGGCACUGCAGGCUCGCGACGUGAUCAUCGGCAUCGGUCUAGACUCCAACGAGUAUCGACGGCCACCGUCUCUGUUCGAGGCUGUCUUCACCCGCGCUCGAGCACACGAGCACAUCCGCCAUGUCGUCAGCCGCGUCGGCGGUACUGGAGCAGAGCGCCUAGACCACGGGCUCAACGACGCCGAGAAGACUGAACUGGUCGACCUGAUCCACGACAAGGGAAUCGGCAUGACCGUCUGUCCGUGGGCCUACGUCAGGCACGAGCCGCUGGACGAGAUCUUCCCGCGCAUCCGCACCUUGUACGACGCCGGGAUCAAGGUCGCGAUCAACAGUGAUGAUCCGGCGUACAUGGACGACUCGUGGAUCACACACAAUUUGCUCGUGACGAAGAGGAUGUGCCAGUUCGGCGACGGCGAUGGUGUGCUUGACACGACAUGCCAUUGA